GGCAUAUUCUCCAUGUAUUAACCAUGUAUAGCGUAUAGCGCAACUCUGUAUAUCGCCAUGUAUAGCGCAACUCCAACCGGAACUUCCGCCGGUGCGGAAUUGUAUAUUGUGUACUGUAAAGGUGCCGUGCUAUUGUACAUGCAGAAGUUGGUACAUAUGCAGUUAUAUCGACAGGUGGGAAAAUCCUCUUGCCGGUAAUUACGCCGUGUUGUGGAGAAAAAGGGGAUAUCUUUGCCAGCUUUUAGCUUUGCAGUUCGCUCGCUCUGUACUUUCUCUUAAGUAACUUAUUUUGCAUGAUACAUGUAGUAGGGACGUCUGUAAGGAGCUUAUAUACCAUUAAUUCCUGUUUUAUACCGGAUACCUCUUAACACGUAAAGAAAAAUGAAUGACAAGGGACGAUUUUAUUCCGGCCAUAGCGACGAUCACCGAUAUGGCCGGGCCUGGCGGGAUCAGCAGAACGACCAGCACAGCCGCGAUCGCGGCUACGACCGGGACCGGUAUGCCUUCGGCUCCAGCCAGGCGGAGAUCCACCGCCACGACCACCGGGACGCGGCGGAACUGCACUCCCGGGAGCCCUACCGCGACCGCAGUACUUACCAACCGGCGUACACACCCGCGCCGCGCAUUUUACGCCCUCUCGUUGUAGGCGACUACAACGGCCAACGGGACCAUUCUACCGGCAAUCAGUAUGCUGGGAACUACGGCAGCGAGCCCCGCCAUGCGCAUCGCUAUGGAGACGAUCCCUUCGGCGGCCUGUCGCCCGUCCAGAAUGGCCGGCACGGACGCGGAUAUGAAGGGCAGCCAGGAUACCCGGGAUACGGACAGGCAGCGUAUGAUCGCGGUCAGUCCAACGCGGGUGGACAAGGAAAAGGAUACGGGAACUACACUGGCGGUGGAGGCCAUUGGUGAAGGCGCGUUGGAGGUCACUGGUGAAGGCACUGUGGAACACCGUUACACCGGUGUACUUUUUUUGUUACGACACUCAUUAGAAUGUUUUCGUUUAAAAAUCAUAUCAUUCUUCAGCUCUUGUAUCUGUACAAGCGUAUUCCAAAAUGUUUUAAAUUAACUUUUAAUGGACGGAUCUGGAUAACAUGCAAGAAAGCGCUGUAACAGCAAAUGAUCAGCGCAAAUUAAAUUGCUAAGUAAGUUUUCUUUGCAGUCUUUUCUGAGGCUUUUUCUGUCCCUGCUUGCGAAACUUGUGGCACAUGGGGCAAAAUCCUAAAUUACUGUUCGUGGUGAAAUGUUUUUUCAUAAAACACACGAGAUGUG
Molecule: messenger RNA, 1269 nt
Organism: Paramacrobiotus metropolitanus
Lineage: Eukaryota; Metazoa; Tardigrada; Eutardigrada; Parachela; Macrobiotidae
Product: heterogeneous nuclear ribonucleoproteins A2/B1-like
Exons: 3
Coding region: 382-909 (175 amino acids)
Source: RefSeq, a predicted model, not a curated record